Messenger RNA from Rhipicephalus sanguineus (brown dog tick), 3803 nucleotides. RefSeq lists its product as uncharacterized. Bases 361 to 1110 code for a protein of 249 amino acids. The transcript has 3 exons. The record is from RefSeq and is a predicted model, not a curated record. NCBI's taxonomy places the organism in Eukaryota, Metazoa, Arthropoda, Arachnida, Ixodida, Ixodidae.
AAGAACGCCGAGAAAUGCAAGGGGUCUCGAGCAGCGCGGUGGUCGGUGAGGUGUUUUGCCGCUGUGAUUUUGUUUUCUUCCUCUCGCUAAUGAUCACCGUUUGAUAGCCAGCUAGCCUUCCAUUGUCUCUCCUUCGCAAGAAUGCCGCUGGCGCAGCUCGUCGUCGCAACAACAAUAGCAUCGAGGUAAGCAGGUCAGCUGUGGGAAACCCGAGACUCCCACAGGUCCGCUACGACAUGCAAGCCGAGUACUACGAACGACCCACGGUCUCUUGAGUUGGCAGUGCCGGCCGAAAAUAUGCUCAAGAAACGCCGAUAGCGCACGUUGCAUCUUCGGGUGUGGGGCCACGGCCACAACGGGAUGCUUUUUGCUGGGCAUUCACAAUACAGCUCAGAGGUCGUUGGUAGUGGAAAGCGUCAGCACCUGCCAGAUUUGAGCAUGCAGGCCUGGUGCUGCAGUGCACGCCGCAUCCGGGUCAUCUUGGUCUGUUUCAUCGCCUUCAACAUUGUUAUUCUGCUGCUAGCUGCCAUCAACUCGGAUACCGUGUCUCGGGUGCGACAUGGUGGCGGACUCUGGACCGAGCUGUGCCAGCACUGUGGUGGCAGCGGCCACGACCGUGAUGCCUCGUACAGAGACAUUGCCAUGGACAUCUUUCACUUGCCACUGCUUGAGAAUGUGGACAUGGGCACUCACUACUAUCCACUCGCAUCGUCCGGUAAUCCGGGUGGCAAGUGGUGCUUCCGCCAGGGAGCGCUUCCACCUGCUCACUCUGAGAAGGCUGAAGAGUGUCGGUGUUCCGAGGGCUACCAUGGUGCUGAUUGCGGAAUUCCUCAGGUCGUGUGGAACUCAAGCUUCCUUGAAGCGGGAACAAGGCAGGGUGCUUGGGUCCGGCGUCGUGUGAAACCUAGAAGGCUUCUCGGCAUUUUUACAGUGACUGGGCCAUUUCAAUUAGACUUCCUUCGGCUUCAGAUUGCAUACUUGCGGCCAAUAGUAGAUGUGUUUGUUAUUGCAGACAAAACCAACCGUCUGCUAGCAGAUAUAGAACGGACUUUUGGCGGUCAACAGGAGUACACUAAGAUUGUGUACCUACCCCUUCAACAACCGCAGUAACUCAACGGCAACAGCUGAAGACAUGCUGCAGCACCUGUUUUGGAAACGCCUCUCGGACUUCCGCCUUGAUGAUCUGCUUGUCUGGACAGACCUCACCACAGUGCCACUAGCAGAAGUACUUCUCUUCUUGAAACUUUACGAUGGUUACUCGGAGCCGGUGUACUUAAACGUUCGACAGCUCGUGUACAGUUUUCUGUGGGAACAGAAGAAAGACUCGAAUCCAGGCAACUCGGUGGAGCCCGAGCAAAGCUCACAAACUCCAUUUGUUUCAACCUUUGCUGUGUUGAGUGUGCUGUGCCGUUACAACUUGACUUGUGCUAUGCCUCCUAAGGCGAAUGCCUUUACUGCAGCACAGCUGGAAGCAUUUACCAGAAACCACGGUUGGGCUCUAGAGAAUUGGACAUUGGGAACAAGAGAAGAGCCUUCUGGUUGGAAUUGCAAGAACUGUGUUACUUUUUCAGACUCCUCAUCCUUGUUUCCUGAGAGCGGCAUGAAUGGGUCAACAGUGAUUAAUGAGAAGUGGGAAGCAACACUUUUGAACAAACUGAAAGACGAUGGAUUCAGCCUCAAGACUGUGCAGCCUGUUGAUAAACGUGAUGUUAGGUAUCUUGCACCACGAAUGUUGUUGGAGAAGCCAGGGUCACUAUGGUACUUGCUGCCACUACAUAUGAAAACAUCCGAAGUGUGAUGUUUGAGCCAGUGUUCCUUUUUCUUUUUCAAAGCUCACUUGUUAGCAGGCAGCAAAUACCUGCCGAUUUUCAAAAAUUGCUCGGGUUGAUUGAGCAAGAUUUACUUUGUGUCACUUAUUUCUUGUUUCUCUGUGGCAUAGUAUAGUGGUUCGCUGCAAUAAUGAACUCUUGGGAGAUACAGUUUGUCACUUGUGUUAGUGAAAGUGUUCUUUUUUUUUUUGUCAAUGUAGUCAGGUGCCUGGACUUGCAUAGAGAGAACCGUUGAAGUUUGAAUGCUGGAAAGCCAGAUUCUCUUGGCAGUGAACUAGAAAAGAUGGGUGCGCUACUUUCAGAGUUGAUGUGUUUGUUUUAGGACGUGUGCAAGCAAAUGUAUUUGAAAAUAUGUAGUUGUGAUUUCUUAUGAGCGCUCUUGACCGUGAUAUCUUCAGUUAGGCAGAGUCAUAAUUCUGCUUCAACUAAGUGCCUUCAAUUUGUGAGAAAUGCAUGGAAAGACGCUUAGGUAAUUAUCUGGUCAUAGCAUAAGUGUCUAUGUCGUAGUUCUGUGCAGCGGUGAAACCAAAAAUUGUUAAAGUGUGAUAUGUAUCUCAUGUGCACAGUGGGGUUUGGAUAUUUUUCCCGUUCUACUAGAAUUAUUGUGAGAGGUGAUUGUUGCCUGCCAGUUAAGUACUGAGAAACUAGAAUAGCAGGAUGCUUUGCCAGUCCUUCCCACCAAACAUUAUUCUGUCCACUUCGUUUUUUUUUUUCAGUCUUGCAUUAUGUAUUGUUUUGAUGGUACUGUUAUAUUGUCAUGCUAAGAAUAGUGAUAUCACUGACAUAGCGACAGCUCUUUGGCAUUACUGUUUUUGCUGUUUAUUUCCAGAAUUUUCACAUCUUUAUCUGAUAGGUAUCCAAUUACUAAAAGUCUUAAGCGGAUUUUCAAUAUUUAUUAGUACAUUAACACUUUGGGAAGCAAAAUUGUUGUUGGUUAUCUUGAGUUUUCCCUUACGUUGCAUUUUUAUUUGUUGCGUGAGUAAAUAUGAGCCAAUAGAUGCAAUGCGAUAGUCGGGUAAUAUGGCCCUCCAUAAAUUCGAUGCUACCUUGAUAUGCACAUAAACCAGAAAAUAUUUAAAAAGCAUGAUGACUUUAUGCGUUUGUAUUUCACCCUGAACCAUCGUUAAUUUUGAGGUUUCUCAUCACGACUUCAGAGAACAAUGUUCCUAGGUCCAUGUUGUCUAACUUGCAUUGCAUUCAUUUGUGACUUUACCUGUAAACAUAAUGUAUUGCAGAUCAGCACUCAAAGGUACACGUAUAAGUCGUUUUUCUGCAGUCUUUUUGGAUGACGGGUGUUGUAUUUGAUCGUGGCAGGGCCGUUGCAAGAAUGGGAGCGUCUUGUACACUUGAACGGGGUGGUUCGUAUCUGUAAUAUGUCCCUUUCAGCUAACUGUUUCUGCAAAGAAACUUGUUUACUGAAAAAAAUAUGUACAUACAGAUAAAAGCAUUUCAGCUAAAUGCACUCAUAUAGAUACAUAUAUGUACAUAUAAAAAUAUGUACAUAUAGAUAAAAGCAUUUCAACUAAAUGUACUCAUAUGAAGGAUCUUUUAGUGAGCCCAUGUAAUUUCAUUAAAAAACACUAGGUUUACAUUGACAAGCUAAGCUAUUUUUUAUGAUAUAAAGACAUAGGAUUGGGCUACCUUGUAGUAGGGAGCACAUUUGUGAUAGGAGACCAAAACAGGCUCUAGGCUUUAGGAUUGUCAUUAAUCAAGUUGCAUGCAAAAGUUGAAUGUAUAGUGCGAUGUAAAUAAGGUGCAUAACAAAUCAGAGAGUUGACGACUUCACAGCAGCUGAAAAAAAGUGUCUUAAAAAAGGUCAAAAUUAAGUUAUGUUGCCUUUUGUCCUCAUGUUAUACCAUAAAAUAUAACUUAAAUGAGGUAGGUCUGUGUGAAAGUUUUAGAGCUUCCCCUUUAUGCACUGUCUCGAAGGAAAAAUUGCUUAUCCUCCUUGAUAUAAGCUAUGGUGCCAAAUGU